UGAAGCACCCGUUUUGGCGUGACAGUCACGAGUAUCUAAUGAAUCGUCACUCGACUGACACCUUGAUGUUUUAUUUAUAAAAGGACGAGGCGUCACCGCGGAUCUUCUCGAGAAGCAAAAAGAUCUUCAGGCAGCACCAAAACUAACUGCCAUCCAUCACUCUCCAUGAAUGUAUGAGCUGCAAACCAUUGCUCUCUCCAUUGGUAGAUUAGAAUCAAUAGUAGAAUAGAAUUAAUAUAGCAACAUGACGACGACAGCAUCUGUAAUGGUGGCACGAGGGCUCCUGCGUCGACUGCCGUCUAGUAGUAGGCAUGUUGUUCCAGUAGUGCGAUCAAUGGUAUCUCGUACAGCAGUACUGUGGGACCAAAAGACGAUCCAAUUACCGGGCUUGGGCGAUUCGAUUACCGAAGGUACCAUUGUGGAAUGGACAGCAGCGGUUGGACAAGCAGUCAAGGAAGGGGAUGUGGUUGCCAUGGUCGAAACCGAUAAAGUUACUGUCGAUAUCAAGGCGGAAAUUGAUGGAGUCAUUAUGGAACAGUUUCCUGCCGUAGACGACACGGUGGAAGUGGGAGCUGACUUGUACAAAAUUGAUACCGAAGGACAAGCCACCGUCACUGUCGCUGCCACAGAUGCUGCUGCACCAAGUCCAGCUGCUGCUACGGAAGAGACGGCUCCACCGGCAACAGCUGCAGCAGAAUCCGCCAAAUCAGCAACUACAGCAUCAGCAACAACCCGCACACCUUCCAUUCAAUUUCGCGGCAAGGACGGAUGGGCCAAAUUACGGGCGGCUGGUUCCGCACCCACCAUUGUCCAUAUUCCACCCAUGUACGGACGUCCCGUCUUUACCCAGGAAGAAAUGGAUGCACUCGUCUCGGGAGGAGCCGAUAUUGCACCACAAGUCAAAAAGCAUUCUUCCGGUGCCAUGUUUGGAUACUAAUAGUAAGACUCGACUCAUAAAAACAAUCAAUCCACAAACAAGAAAUCAAAGAACUCAACAAGAUUGUAGACAAAUCAGAAUUUUGAAAUUAUGGACUAUGUAUGACAGCAACAACCUUCACAAAAACAAAACAAUGAUAUCUUCUGUAGUCAAAUCACGGCUUUAUAUUACUUUAGUUAGUUAGUAGUAUGGUAACGAACAAAGCCGCGAGGCACGGAAUUUCCAAGCUACGGUACUGUACCCCGAAGCCCUGAACAGAUCGAGCUACAUGUACCGGUAGCUAGUUGUGCAUUUUCCACACAAGUUGCCUGGGAAUACAGGGACCACCGAGCUGGUGCGGGCUUUUGGUUUCCUCAUUAUUUUAAAAAUUUCAAUGGUUUUCUUGGGCAAACAUCACUCUGUCCCUUUGUGAAA
Seminavis robusta is the source of this 1351-nucleotide messenger RNA. The record is from the annotation of a GenBank genome assembly. NCBI's taxonomy places the organism in Eukaryota, Bacillariophyta, Bacillariophyceae, Naviculales, Naviculaceae.